This is a messenger RNA of Loxodonta africana (African savanna elephant), 1476 nucleotides long. RefSeq names its product fatty acid binding protein 2 (gene FABP2). The transcript has 3 exons. The coding region runs from base 531 to 923 and encodes 130 amino acids. Gene Ontology annotation, cellular component: cytosol; nucleus. NCBI's taxonomy places the organism in Eukaryota, Metazoa, Chordata, Mammalia, Proboscidea, Elephantidae. Gene Ontology annotation, biological process: fatty acid transport. The record is from RefSeq and is a predicted model, not a curated record. Gene Ontology annotation, molecular function: long-chain fatty acid binding.
GGUGCCAAAAGCAUAAUGUAAAAGGACACAUGAAAAAUAAAUUUUGUGUCUCUGUAAUCAUAAUAACUUUAACUUUUCAACUGUAUUUGGUCAUAACGUCCUACUUUACAAGGUAAUUCUAUUAUAAAAGAGGGGUAGGUCAUUAAUAGUCUAAUUAGUUGAUAAUAUGCUCUAAAUUGAUGCUCUAAAUUAUGUUACCUCCAAUAUAGUGUUCACUUUGAACUUGGAAGUAGAAAAACGAGCUUCAGAAAGCAUGCAUUUGUAUUCUUGAAAUAAAUGCCUUUGCAAACUGCAGUUUAAGGCAGAGUAGGUAUGCUUAUUAUGUUUUAAUUCAGUCGAAUUUCAGGAAAGGCGCUAAGGAGUUUACGCAAAGAGAAGCUAGAAUGGCUGGGCAUUACAGUGUGACCUCCUGAACUUUAAACUUCCACAUCACAGUAUGAAAUUGGUUCUAAGAUAAGAAAUAGAAUAAAUUUUGUGCUAAGCACAGACCGGAAUCUCUGGUUGCCUAGAGGCUGACUCAGCUGAAGAUCAUGGCAUUUGAUGGUACUUGGAAGAUUGACCGAAAUGAGAACUAUGGCAAGUUUAUGGAAAAACUGGGUAUUAAUGUGGUGAAAAGAAAGCUUGGUGCUCAUGACAAUUUGAAACUGACAAUUACACAAGAAGGAAAUAAAUUCACAAUCAAAGAAUCAAGCAAUUUUCGAACCCUUGAAGUUGUGUUUGAUCUUGGUGUCAGUUUUGAUUACCGUAUGGCGGAUGGAACUGAACUCAAGGGAAGCUGGACCCAAGAGGGAAAUAAACUUGUUGGAAAAUUCAAGCGAGUAGACAAUGGAAAGGAGCUGAAUACUACCCAAGAAAUUAUCGGUGGUGAACUAGUCCAGGUGAGUUGUAAAAAGACUAUAACUAUUUCUCAAAGGCAAAAAUAAUUGCUUAAAAAAAAUUAUUUUUGCAGUCGUUGAAUUAUAUAUAUAUCUUCAGGACAUAGGCAGUUACUUGUUUUUUCUUAAAUCUCACUAAUUUUAAAAACAGAUAUUUUCUGAUGCCGAUUUAUUGAAGAGAACUUACAUAUAUGUGGAAGUCACAGAUGCCUGUCUUACCUGAGAGUGUCAAUGACUAGAGACCAAAAUACUUUUUAAAUAGGUGUAUCCUAUAUGUAUAUAAAAUGCUACUAUCUAGUACAAGGAAAACAUACUAUAAACUCAUUCGAAAGCUAUAAUAAUGCUAAUAUUUUUCCUAAUUUAACCUUAAAUCUUCAUGGCAAAUUCUUCUGUUUGUUUACACCUUCCAGGCUUACAUAUAUGAAGGAGUAGAAGCCAAACGGAUCUUUAAAAAGGAAUGAACAUUGUUCUUGAAACACAGCCCAGAACAUAAAUCAGCUAGAAGAUGUGCCUGAACCGACGUUCUCUCCCCAUCCAGCAUACGUGACUAACUUAUCAGUCUUUUCAUAAAUAUAUAAGCAUUUAAUUGGUUAGGAUUGUU